This is a messenger RNA of Xenopus laevis (African clawed frog), 1147 nucleotides long. RefSeq names its product ring finger protein 212B L homeolog (gene rnf212b.L). Gene Ontology annotation, biological process: protein sumoylation; homologous chromosome pairing at meiosis; reciprocal meiotic recombination. Bases 153 to 1061 code for a protein of 302 amino acids. The record is from RefSeq and is a predicted model, not a curated record. The transcript is spliced from 16 exons. Gene Ontology annotation, cellular component: synaptonemal complex. NCBI's taxonomy places the organism in Eukaryota, Metazoa, Chordata, Amphibia, Anura, Pipidae. Gene Ontology annotation, molecular function: SUMO transferase activity.
GUCCUGAAUUACUGGAAGGGGUGUGUCAAUGAUCUUCUGAGCCAUUUUCACCACUCUUUGCAGGGCUUUCUUGUCUUGUGUGGAGCAGAUGCAGUACCAAUUGUAAUACAACCUGUGAAGAUGGACUCCGCAGUUCACCUGUAGAAACUGGUAUGGACUGGUUCCACUGCAAUAUGUGCUUCCUAAAUCAGAAUGAACCCUUCCAUAUCACCAGUUGCGGGCACUUACUCUGCCAGAAGUGCAUCUCACAAGAUAAAUGCAGCGUCUGCAAAAGAGCCUGCAGAUACCUGUCCCUAUCAGAUAAUAUGAAACCUCAGGAGAAGAUAUAUUUCAGAAACCACAAACAGUUAGCUCAGAAGUACUUUGAACAAUUUGCUCAGGUGUCAAGCUUCCAAAAGCAGCAGUUUGAACUCCAAAUGGCCUUUUAUAAACAUUACCUUUGUAAGACUCAGCGUGCUUUGCAAGAUGCUCUUCGGAAGGUCGACAGUCAAGAAAGUGAGUUGAAAUCUAUGAAAAAAGACAAUGCAGAACUCAGGACUCUGGUUAGUGCCCUUAAGGGUUCGCUGAGCAGAUCACAAAACAAUAACAGGUUAUGCACACCUCGACCUGUUGCCAUCACCUCUCCUACUCAGACAGUUACACCUCAGCAGAGCAACCUUGAUACAAGCCGAUCGUCCUCAUUGGAAUCACUGCUACGUGGACUAUCACGGUCAGGAGGACAGAGUCAGCCAGUAUCAGCAGGCAGAGUACAGGAAAGAACCACACCAGUAUCCAGUUACGGAUCUCCAAUGUCUACAAGCAGUGUCUCCCAUCGUGUAUCUUCACAGUCAUCUUCUGUACUAAAUCGCCCUGUUUUGGAAGGACUCACUAAUGUAUCCAGAGAUCAUAGUCAAACCCAGCUUAACAAUAACUCUCCUCGACUACUCUCAGCAGGUGGUUUGAUGGAAUCCUGUUUGACACCAAGCAACAGUACUGACCGACUCAGAGCAAUCCGGCUAAGCUUCACUCCAAGGACUCCAGGCUCUUAUUCCUCUGGAGCAUUCUCCAACACAAAGAAUUAAAAAGGAGAGCGGUUCAGAUCAACACUCCAAACCCAGGGAAUCCCUGCUGUGAAUGACAUGACUAAUAAAGUUUAACAGUGCCUCAA